This is a messenger RNA of Patella vulgata (common limpet), 1218 nucleotides long. RefSeq lists its product as uncharacterized. Bases 263 to 1111 code for a protein of 282 amino acids. NCBI's taxonomy places the organism in Eukaryota, Metazoa, Mollusca, Gastropoda, Patellidae. The record is from RefSeq and is a predicted model, not a curated record. The transcript has 5 exons.
AGACAGGUUUCCUCUGAUCUUUGGUUUUAGUUUUAUUCCUUCUGCAGUAAUGAUCGAAACAUUCGCACGAUCCGUGCCAAGGGCAAAAUUGAAAACAGGUUGCUCAGGCAAGCCUAAUUCCCACUGUUGUAAAAUGAGGAGAUUAUAAUAAUUAUUAAUAUUAUAGCCUAGAACAUCACCGACGUAGAUGUGCCUGUUGCUGAUCUGUAGGUCAGGAAAAACGAGUCUAUAUUCCCGCCUUUUAUAAAUAUUUAUUAUAAUAAUGGCGAAUCGAAGAAAAAGACUAACAAGACAACCACCAAAAGUAACCAGAAUUUCGUAUAGGAACUCCAAAAAAUCGAUAGCAUUAAUUAGCAUGAUCGUGUACAGGAAUGCGAACAACAACAGUGGAGGUAUCGAUGUACCGGAGACGUCGACUAUUGGCAUUUCGAGUUCAUCAAGUUCGACACAGCACGGGCACGGGCAGGCUGCACCACAACCGCAUGCAACCCCACUGCCAGUUAAUAGAGAAAAAUAUCCUUCUUAUCAACAAAAGAAGUUUAAACUACUGGAAACCUGGUGUUCAAUUCGUGAUAGAUUGUUAUCAGUCCGAUUGGAAGAGUUGAGCCCUAUGUCAACAACAUGUGGAUUGUGUGGGGAUCAGGACGACUAUAUUCUGAAAUGCAACACUUGUGGACCAGCCUCCUAUUUUUGCCAGCAGUGUGCUAGGUCUGGUCAUCAGAAUGUGGUAUUUCAUGACUUGGAGAUAUGGAACGGUAAAGUUUUUCUUCCAUAUCAUGUAGAGACCACGCUACACAGGAUAGACCAUGAGUGUGACCAUUGCUAUGCACAUAAUAUUCUAGCAUUUGAUAUCAAAGGUAUUCUGAGGAAAAUUUCUGUCAAGCUAUGUCUUUCCGAAGAACCAGCUGGGAGGCUACUUCGGUUUGGUCUGUGGCCAGCAACACCGUCAUCCCCCAAAAUAGCCUUUGACUUGAAAUUUAUGGAAUUACUGUCCGUCAUGCAGCUGGAGUGCCAGACAAGCACUAAAAGUUUUUUUGAGGCUGUCAAAAAUCAAAUAGAUUUUAAGAUUCGUCAAUUGCCCAUUCUGUCGAAUGUUUGUGAGUCUUUCUAAUAUAUUUCAGAAAAAAGAUAUCUAUCGUGCCUUGGUUGGUGAUUGUCUUAUUGAAUAUAUGUAUCACCGUAGUUGUCUGAUCACCAAACAUGGUAUUAGCAACAAUA